AUGUCUGUGUCCCACCGCCUCUACAGGAUGAACUCUUACGAUGAUGACGAGGAGGCGGCCCGGGAGCACCGGAGACGAGCCCGUCAGGAACGCCUGAGCAAUAUGGAGAAUGAAGAGUCGAGUAACACUACAACAGAAACAAACAGUGCAGAGACGUCCUCCUUGAUCACUAGUUCUGCACCGGCUGAGGAUGAUGAUCAGGCUCUCUUAGAGAGGAUUGCCAGGAGAGAAGAGCAGAGACAGAAAAGGAUGAAGGAAGCUUUGGAGAGACAGAAGGAAGUUGAUCCCACCAUCACGGAUGAAACUGUCACCACCAGCACCACUACCACAGAGGACGAGCCAAGUCGUAGAAUUGACGAACAAGAGUCCUCCCAAAGUGAUGUCUCUUCAACAGAAACCAACUCUUGGAAGGAAAGGGAAGAGAAAAAAGAGGAGGAAAAUAUAGAGGAGAACAGCUUUGAGAUUGAGGAGACUAUCACAAAAAAGGAGGACCCAGUGCCUGUCAAAGCAGCCGAGGAACCCAAAGAAUCUCCUGAGAAGAUUGACAAACCAGAAGAGGAAAAUAGACCACAGAGGUCCUACCUCAGAGAACAGGAAUCCACGGAGGAGAAACCCAAAGAACCAGCUGUACCAAAUGAGGAAGAAUCAAGUAUAGAGACUAAAGAACAAACAAAUGCAGAUUUAGAAAAGAACAAGGUUGAAAAUGAAAGUCAAAUAUCAAGAAAAGAACCGACAAAAGAGGACCAAAUACAGGUGGAAGUCAUAGUGGAGUCAACUACACCACAGACUGAAGAGGAAAAGCUGGUGGAGAAAGAAGAACAGGUUAAGAAUCCUGAAGAAAAACUUGUUGAGGUGAAGGCUCAAAUUCAAGACGAAGCUCCAGUGAAGAAGAAGGAUGAGAAACCUAUGAAAGAGCAAGAGAAACCCCAUGUACCAGUUGAAGAAACGCCACAAAAAUCAAUUAGGGAAGUUGAGGUGAAAGCCAAAACCCCAAAGAAAGAGGAGGAGAAAGCACAACUGAAGAGAGAGGUUGAAGAAAAACCAUCAACACCAAAGAAGAAGGUUGAGGAGAAACCUGUGACUCCAAAGAAAGAGGUUGAGGAAAAGCCUAAAUGGAAGAAAGAGGCUGAAGAAGCGAAGGCCAAAGUUGAAGAAAAAGUCAAAUCAAAGAAAGAGAAGGUUGUAGAGGAAAAAACAAAACCUUCCUUUUUACGUGACAAACUGAAAGUGUCAACAAAGCCGCAAGAUGUAGCUGACAGCACCGCCAAAGCCAAGAAACCAGAGAAGACACUAAGUCCCACCAGCUUGCGUUCUCCUGACACAGAGAAGCAAGAUCCCAUCGCCAAGCUGGAGGCAGAACGCAAGCUGCAGGAGCUGAAGCGCAGACGGAAUGAGACAGACAGCGAGGCGCUGGAGAAGAUGAAGCAGAAGCAGCAAACUGCAGAGGCCGAGCUGGAGGAGCUGAAGAAGAAGAGGGAGGAAAGGAGGAAGAUUCUUGAGGAGGAGGAGAAGCAGAAGAAACAGCAGUUGGCAGAAAAGAAAGCCAAAGAGGAGGAAGAGAGGAGGAAGAUGAAGGAAGAGAUUGAGCGAAGGAGAGCAGAGGCAGCCGAGAAAAAAAAACAAAAGGAGGAGUCGAAAGGAGGGAGCAAAGCACCAUUUAUCGCGCCGAAGGGCGCCUCCGGAAAGAUUGGCGAAAAAGCUGAAUUUCUGAACAAAUCUGCUCUAAAAAGUCCGGUAAAGACAUCACACACUCCAUUAAUUUGCAAGAUUGGAAACAGACUAGAGCAAUACACUUCUGCUGUUCAGACCAAAGAAGUGACCAAAUCACCCAAAUCUCCUGUGGAUGUACCUGUGGCUGAAGGCCUGCGGAGCAUCAAGAGUAUGUGGGAGAAGGGGAAUGUGGUUAAUCCCACCCCGAGUCCGGCAAGCCCCCCAGCGGUCACCAAGGAAACAGCUGGCCUGAACAUCGGUUUGGCUGGUCGUAUUAACAGCUGGAAAACCAAGACUCCAGAGCCCAAGCCUCCUGAACCGAAACCAGCUCCUGAACCAGAAAAACCACCUGCCAAAACAGAGAAAAAGGCAGCUGAGGUCACUAAACCACGUGGCCCAUGGGAAACAAAGGGCUCCUCACCUGCCAAGGUGUUCGCAGCCAAGAGUAAAUUUGUCACAAACGGAACAAGAAAAUAAAGACAUCCAACAGAUCCCAGAUCAGCCAAAAUGGAAGAUGCAUCCAUUAAAUAUGCACGAUUUUGUAACUUCAGGUUACAUUGGAAAUCAAGCGACAACUUAACAGUACAAAAUAAAUAUUUUGUAAGUUCAAAAAUUCUUACAAUAGUACACAAAAAUGCCAUUAAAAUUAAACAUUUAAAUUUAUUACAAUUACCAUGAAUUGCA
Molecule: messenger RNA, 2394 nt
Organism: Sinocyclocheilus rhinocerous
Lineage: Eukaryota; Metazoa; Chordata; Actinopteri; Cypriniformes; Cyprinidae
Product: caldesmon-like
Exons: 15
Coding region: 1-2187 (728 amino acids)
Biological process (GO): actin filament bundle assembly; angiogenesis
Cellular component (GO): actin cytoskeleton
Molecular function (GO): actin binding; myosin binding
Source: RefSeq, a predicted model, not a curated record